This is a messenger RNA of Salvelinus fontinalis (brook trout), 4178 nucleotides long. RefSeq names its product NACHT, LRR and PYD domains-containing protein 3-like. The record is from RefSeq and is a predicted model, not a curated record. Gene Ontology annotation, molecular function: protein binding. The transcript has 13 exons. Bases 535 to 4167 code for a protein of 1210 amino acids. Lineage: Eukaryota; Metazoa; Chordata; Actinopteri; Salmoniformes; Salmonidae.
CGGGUAUAACGGUCGUCUCACGCCGAACUGCGCAUGUGCAGGCCGUCAAACCAAAGAUACUCCUUCGAUAUAAAGUAUUUUUUAAACUAAAAUAAUAACCUGUCAGUUUGUCACUUUCACGGAGUUGGAGUAAUAACAUGUUCAACUACUUAAUACAUUGGCUCGAAUCUAGGUUUUGCCUUUAGAUUUCGAGAAAAUGUGCGACUAAGGAAUCAUUUUUCACUUAUGACUUCUCAAACCCCAAAUCCCGACAUCGUUCUACUUCCUACAGUCUGCUUCCCAGCGGUCCCGGUAGACUCGGGAUGUUGCGUCUCUGGGUUUAGGAAUUCUGGUUAUGUAAUUUCCUCAUGAAGUUGAAAGUACUUUUGUAGGCGAAUGCACUUACAAAAUGGAUGUUGAAACUGUGGCGCACAUUUCUCGGCAACAUUAGAAGUCGGGUAAAAGUAUUGAUUUGAAGGAAAGACGAGCAGACUCUGGGGUCAGUGCUCUAAAAUAAGUCUCUCUGGGAAGAGAGAGGAGGGACCUGCCUCUAAAAUGAGUCUCUCUGGGAAGAGAGAGGAGGGGGGCCCUGCCUCUAAAAUGAGUCUCUCUGGGGAGAGAAAGGAGGGGGGUCCUGCCUCUAAAAUGAGUCUCUCUGGGGAACAUGACAUCAAAGCUAAGAGUCCAAUCAAGCAGGAGAGACCAGCCUCCCCUGUACCCAGCUGUGUGUCCAUGAAGAGUGACUGGUCUAUGGAGCCUCCUCCAGAGUUUAGAGAGGGAGACUUUUCUACUGAACAAAGGUACAAGGGCAACGUAGCACGUCUGGUGAACAGGGCAGAGAUCCAUAUCCGCAGUCAGACCAGUACAAACAGGAUCAGCAGCACUACAAGUCCAAUCAAGCAGGAGAGACCAGCCUCCCCUGUACCCAGCUGUGUGUCCAUGAAGAGUGACCAGUCUAUGGUUCAACCUAUAACGUUUAGAGAGGGAGACUUUUCUACUGAACAAAGAAACCAACAGGAGAGAUCAGAGUCAGAGAUUCUCAGUGGUCAGUCUUCCCAGAGUCAUCAAACAGACCUGGCCUCCAUAUUCAGUUUGCUUGAAGAGAAUAUUAUGACAUUUGUGAAGAACGAGCUGAAGAUGUUCAAGAGGAUUCUUAGUCCAGAACUCCCAGAAGGCUUUGAGAGUCAGAAGCAGGAAGUGGUGGAUGCUGAAGAUGAGAAGCAGGAGAGCAGUGCCAGAGAGGGGGCUCUGAAGAUCACACUGCACGUCCUGAGGAAAAUGAACCAGAAGGAGCUUGCUGACACACUGGAGAAAUAUUCAGAUGAGCUUGCUGUGAUUUGCCAACGUGAACUCAAAUCUAAUCUAAAGAAGAAGUUUCAAUGUGUAUUUGAGGGGAUCGCUAAACAAGGAAACCCAACACUUCUCAAUAAGAUCUACACAGAGCUCUACAUCACAGAGGGUGGAACAGGAGAGGUCAAUAAUGAACAUGAGCUGAGACAGAUUGAGACAACAACCAGGAAACAAGCAAGACCAGAGACUGCAGUCAAAUGUAACGACAUCUUCAAACCCUUAACUGGACAAGACAAACGUAUCAGAACUGUGUUGACAAAGGGAGUCGCUGGCAUUGGAAAAACAGUCUCUGUGCAGAAGUUCAUUCUGGACUGGGCUGAAGGAAAAGCAAAUCAGGAUGUCCAAUUUGUAUUUUCAUUCCCUUUUCGGGAGCUGAAUUUGAUGAAAGGGGACAAACACACUUUCAUUGAACUUCUCAAUCACUUCUCAAUGGAAACCAAACAAUCAGGAAUCUCCAUCUACAACAAGUACAAAGUUCUGUUCAUCUUUGAUGGUCUGGAUGAGUGCCGACUGCCCCUAGACUUCCAGAAGAACAAGAUCUGUUGGGACGUCACAGAGUCAACCUCAGUGGAUGUUCUGCUGACAAAUCUCAUCAAGGGAAAUCUGCUUCCCUCUGCUCUCCUCUGGAUAACUACCCGACCUGCAGCAGCCAAUAAGAUCCCUUCAGAGUGUGUUGACCAGGUGACAGAGGUACGAGGGUUCAAUGACCCACAGAAGGAGGAGUACUUCAGGAAGAGAUUCAGUGAUGAGGACCUGGCCAGCAGAAUCAUCUCACACAUAAAGAAAUCAAGGAGCCUCCACAUCAUGUGCCACAUUCCAGUCUUCUGUUGGAUUUCUGCAACAGUCCUUGAACACAUGUUGAAACAUAAGAAAGAAGAGAUGCCCAAGACUCUGACUGAGAUGUACACACACCUUGUGGUGUUUCAUACCAAACAGAAGAAUGAAAAGUAUCUUGGGAAAGAAGAGACAGGUCCACACUGGAAUAAAGAGAGCAUUCUGUCACUGGGAAAACUGGCUUUUCAGCAGCUUGUGAAUGGCAAUCUGAUUUUCUAUGACGAAGACCUGAAAGAGGCUGGCAUUGAUGUCAGUGAAGCCUCAGUGUACUCAGGAUUGUGCACACAGCUCUUUAAAGAGGAAUGUGUGCUGUACCAGGACAAGGUGUACUGCUUUGUUCAUCUGAGCAUUCAGGAGUUUCUGGCUGCUGUAUAUGUGUUCCUCUCAUUCAUCAACAACAAUGAGAAUCUAAUGGACAAACAGCAAACAAACGACAAGUCUGAAAUUACUUUCUACAAGAGUGCUGUGGAUAAAGCCUUACAAAGUGAGACGGGAAACCUGGACCUUUUCCUCCGCUUCCUUCUGGGCCUCUCACUGGAGUCCAAUCAGAAGCACUUACGAGGUCUACUGACAAAGACAAGAAGCAGCUCACAGACCCAUGAAGAAACAGUCAAGUACAUCAAGGAGAAGAUCGGGGAGAAUCUCUCUCCAGAGACGAGCAUCAAUCUGUUCCACUGUCUGAAUGAACUGAAUGACCAUUCUCUAGUGGAGGAGAUCCAAAGAUACCUGAGUUCAGGAAGUCUCUCAGAAGACGAACUGUCACCUGCACAGUGGUCAGCUCUGGUCUUUGUGUUGCUGACUUCAGAAAAGGAGCUGGAUGUGUUUGACCUGAAGAAAUACUCCAGAUCAGAGGAAGGUCUUCUGAGGCUGCUGCCAGUGGUCAAAGCCUCCAGAGCUGUUCUGCUGUCAGGCUGUCUAGUCACAGAGGAAGGCUGUGCUUCUCUGGUCUCAGCUCUGGAGUCAAACCCCUCACACCUGAGAGAGCUGGACCUGAGUAACAAUGACCUGAAGGAUUCAGGAGUGAAUCUGGUCUCUGCUGUACUGGGGAAUCCCCACUGUAAACUGGAGACUCUGAGGCUGUCAGGCUGUCUAGUCACAGAGGAAGGCUGUGCUUCUCUGGUCUCAGCUCUGGAGUCAAACCCCUCACACCUGAGAGAGCUGGACCUGAGUAACAAUGACCUGAAGGAUUCAGGAGUGAAGCUGCUCUCUGCUGGACUGGGGAAUCCCCACUGUAAACUGGAGACUCUGAGGCUGUCAGGCUGUCUAGUCACAGAGGAAGGCUGUGCUUCUCUGGUCUCAGCUCUGAGGUCAAACCCCUCACACCUGAGAGAGCUGGACCUGAGCUACAAUCACCCAGGAGACUCAGGAGUCAGACUGCUCUCUGCUGGACUGGAGGAUCCACACUGCAGACUGGAGAAACUCAAUGUGGAACAUGGUGGAGAGAACACAAUGAAACCUGGGCUUAGAAAAUAUGUCUGUGAUCUCACACUGGACCUCAACACAGUAAACAGACGCCUCUCUCUGUCUGAGGAGAACAGAAAGGUGACAUGUAGGACAGAGAAGCAGCCGUAUCCUGAUCACCCAGAGAGAUUUAAGGUCUGUAGACAGGUGCUAUGUAGAGAGCCUCUGACUGGGCGCUGUUACUGGGAGGUAGAGUGGAGUGGGAUAAUGGGGGCUGUUAUAGGAGUGACAUAUAAAGGAAUCAGCAGGAGAGGAAGGGAUGAUGACUGUUGUCUUGGAUACAAUGACAAGUCCUGGUGUCUGAUCUGCUCUGACAACAGUUACUCUGCCAGGCACAAUAAUAAUCCCACUACCAUAGACGUCCGCCCCUUCAGCUCCCACAGAGUAGGAGUGUAUCUGGACUGGUCAGCCGGUACUCUGUCCUUCUAUAGAGCCUCCUCUGACACACUGACCCACCUGAUCACAUUCACCUCCACAUUCACUGAGCCCCUCUAUCCAGGGUUUAGGGUUUAUUAUGAAGAGUCUUCAGUGUCCCUGAAAUAAUAACCUGACAC